AUGGCACCGGGACUCUUGAACUACCUUGGCUUUGGAGGCUCUACGCCUACCUCUGAGGAUGCAAACGCCGCUGUGCGAGCUUUGCCUGGCUCGUGGUACACCUCGCCGGACAUGUACGAACUCGAGAGACGGUCAAUCUUCUCCAGAAAAUGGCUUAUGACCACACACAAGUCCAGAGUUAAGGAGACUGGUGACUGGGUUCGCUACGAUAUCGCUGGCUUCAACUUCAUCAUCUCCCGCGACCGCAGCGGAAACAUCCACGCCUUUCACAACAUCUGCAGACAUCGUGCCUACCCAGUAGUGGAGAAGGAUAACGGAACAGCCAAGAUCUUUGCCUGUCGGUACCAUGGCUGGUCCUACGGAUUGGAUGGCAAACUGGCCAAAGCCCCUGGGUACUCGGAAAUUCAGGGGUUUGACAAGACUCAAAACGGCCUCUUCCCUAUCCACGUCCACAUCGACAACAAUGGCUUCAUCUGGGUCAAUCUAGAUGGCAAAAAGAGGCCGGAGGUUUCCUGGGAUGACGACUUCCAAGGCGUUGAUACCCAGGAGAGGUUUUCCGGCUUCAAUUUCGACAACUACGAAUUCGAUCAUACCUGGGAAAUUGAUGCCAACUACAACUGGAAGAUUGCCGCCGACAAUUACAACGAAUGCUAUCAUUGCAAAACCACACAUCCCGACAUUCCCACUGUUGCCGACCUUCAAUCCUAUAAUGUCAAAGUCCAGCGUGCUUGGAUCAAACAUGAUGGUGCCUCCACAACCGAACAGAUCGCGAAAGGCCUGAACGUGUGCGCCACCUACUUCUAUCCCAACGCUUCCAUGAAUGUUUCGCCACACUUCUUCUUCACCCAGAGAUUCGUGCCUCAAGGACCCGGAAGAACCACCGUCCGUUAUGAGGUCUUCCGGAACAAGUACUCAGCGGAAGAAGAUUUCCAGCUCAUAAACCAGAUCUACAAACGAAUCAUGUCAGAAGAUAAGGGUCUGUGUGACCUCGCGCAAAAGAACAUCAACGCUGGUGUCUUCGUCAAUGGCGAAAUGCACCCAACAAUGGAGAAAGGUCCUCUUUUCUUCCAAAAGCUCGUUCGCGAGAGUGUCACAGAACACCAUAAGCGUGAGCAAGCCGCCAAACAGGAGAUAUGGCCUGCCAGGCAGAGCCUGCCUGAAACGGCGCUGCCCUACGCAACAAUCGACGAGGCCACGACACUGCGAGCUAGAGAAGAUUGCAACGCCGACUACGCUGCAAACCAGAGCGACAUUGAAGAUCCAGAGCGGCACUACAAGCCCAGAGCGCCAUUGCAGUCGAGAGCAACAUUGAACCCUCCGGAGGCACUGCAAGCCCAAAGCGCCAUUGCACACCAGAGCAACAUUGAAACCCCAGAGGCACUGCUAGCCCAAAGCGACAUUGCAAACCAGUCCGCCAUAGAGGUGGGCCGUUGA
This is a messenger RNA of Exophiala viscosa, 1434 nucleotides long. RefSeq names its product Rieske [2Fe-2S] domain protein. Bases 1 to 1434 code for a protein of 477 amino acids. Lineage: Eukaryota; Fungi; Ascomycota; Eurotiomycetes; Chaetothyriales; Herpotrichiellaceae. Gene Ontology annotation, molecular function: 2 iron, 2 sulfur cluster binding; iron ion binding. The record is from RefSeq and is a predicted model, not a curated record. The transcript has 4 exons.